Messenger RNA from Salmo salar (Atlantic salmon), 4066 nucleotides. RefSeq names its product paired box protein Pax-3-A. Gene Ontology annotation, biological process: anatomical structure development; regulation of transcription by RNA polymerase II. Gene Ontology annotation, molecular function: RNA polymerase II cis-regulatory region sequence-specific DNA binding; DNA-binding transcription factor activity, RNA polymerase II-specific. The record is from RefSeq and is a predicted model, not a curated record. NCBI's taxonomy places the organism in Eukaryota, Metazoa, Chordata, Actinopteri, Salmoniformes, Salmonidae.
AGUACAGCACAACUAAUAAAUGUCCUCUGGGUUUUGACCAUCUUCCCUCACUCUGAACGUCUGUCAACAACAACAGCGAGAACAACAUCACUUGCAUGAUUCUUGAUGACAUCGCAGAUUCCACACGUAUCCAAGUGCCUCUCGACUGGUAAAACAUCAAGGCAUAGGCGCACUCUUCAGAAGUCUACCUCCAGUUUUUCCGGGUUUGGUAACUUGGGCUCUUUUUUUCGGGAGUCGGGAGUGUUUUUUUCUACCAGGACGCUGUUUCUUGUCUACUCCAGUGGCUACCCUAUCAAGGCUAACCUUCCACGAACUGGAAUACAGUGCAUUUUUACUCAUAAUUUCACCCACUGGUCAAGCUCCAUCGUCGGCAGCUCCCGGUUCUCUUCUCUGGCGGGAGGUUAGCAGAAGGCGUAGGGUUGUGGAGGUAUGACUGCGUUGGCUGGGGCAAUACCAAGGAUGAUGCGCCCCAUGCUGGCGCAGAACUACCCCCACAGUGGCUUCCCACUGGAAGUCUCUACCCCGUUAGGCCAAGGCAGAAUGAACCAGCUCGGGGGAGUUUUCAUAAAUGGCAGACCUUUGCCCAACCAUAUCCGCCAUAAGAUCGUCGAAAUGGCCCACCAUGGCAUCAGGCCAUGCGUAAUCUCCCGUCAGCUCCGCGUCUCUCACGGUUGCGUUUCCAAAAUCCUCUGCCGGUACCAGGAGACCGGCUCUAUUCGACCCGGGGCCAUCGGGGGAAGCAAACCCAAGCAGGGGACGACGCCUGAUGUUGAGAAGAGAAUAGAGGAGUACAAGCGGGACAACCCGGGUAUGUUUAGCUGGGAGAUUCGGGAUAAAUUACUGAUGGAUGGGAUAUGUGACCGGAACACCGUUCCAUCAGUGAGCUCUAUCAGUCGCAUCAUGAGGAGUAAAUUCGGAGGGAAGGGAGAUGACGAUGAUGAUGAAGAUGAAAUCGAGAAAAAGGAAUUAGAAGAACACGAACGGCGGGCCAAACAUAGCAUCGAGGGCAUCUUAGGAGACCGAUCGAGCCACUCAGAUGAGGGGUCGGACGUGGAGUCUGAACCAGACCUGCCUCUGAAGAGGAAGCAGCGCCGCAGUAGAACCACCUUCACGGCCGAACAGCUGGAUGAGCUGGAGAGAGCCUUCGAACGAACACACUACCCUGACAUCUACACCAGGGAAGAGCUGGCUCAGAGGGCCAAACUCACAGAGGCCAGAGUUCAGGUGUGGUUCAGUAACAGAAGAGCCCGGUGGAGGAAGCAGGCUGGAGCUAGUCAGCUCAUGGCCUUCAAUCACCUGAUCCCUGGGGGCUUCCCGCCCUCUGCCAUGUCCAGUCUCUCCCCUUAUCAGCUGUCUGACAGCCCGUAUCCCCCUACAUCCAUAUCACAAGCGGUGUCGGAGCAGGCCAGCACGCUGCACCGGCCCCAGCCCCUGCCCCCAUCCUCAGGCCACCACCAGAGUUCAGGAGGGGGAGGACAGGAUGGGGGGUCUGCCUACUGCCUGGCCUCUGGACGCCACAGCUUCUCAGGCUACUCCGACAGCUUCGUCACGUCAGGAGGCCCUCCCAUGAAUCCUGCCAUCAGCAACGGCCUCUCUUCCCAGGUGAUGGGUCUGUUGAACCCAGGCGGGGUGCCCCACCAGCCCCAGAGUGACUAUGCCCUCUCCCCCCUGACAGGAGGCCUGGAGCCCCCCGGGGGCAUGGGGGCCAGCUGCUCCCAGCGUCUGGAGCACAUCAAGGGCCUGGAGGGCCUGUCCAGUGUCCCCAACAUCCCCAGUCUCCCCUCGCUGCCCAACUCCCAGUCCUACUGCCCGUCCUCCUACAGCGCUCCUGCCUACAGCGUGGACCCUGUGGCUUCCUACCAGUAUGGGCAGUACCACGGACAAAGUAAGGUGCCCUUCAUUAUCUGAGACCUGAGAUCACCUGAGGAUCUGCCCCUUUAAGUGACCCCCCACCACCUCCACCACCACCUCCGGCCCAACCCAGUCUCCACCUCUGGCCCAACAUAGUCUCCACCUUUGGCCCAACCCAGUCUCCACCUUUGGCCCAACCCAGUCUCCACCUUUGGCCCAACCCAGUCUCCACCUCUUGCCCAACACAGUCUCCACCUUUGGCCCAACCCAGUCUCCACCUUUGGCCCAACCCAGUCUCCACCUUUGGCCCAACCCAGUCUCCACCUUUGGCCCAACCCAGUCUCCACCUCUGGCCCAACCCAGUCUCCACCUCUGGCCCAACCCAGUCUCCACCUCUGGCCCAACCGAGUCUCCACCUCUGGCCCAGCCCAGUCUCCAGGGACAUGUGUACUGCAUAUGUUGAGACUGAGGGGGCUCUUUAUGUAAUCUAUUCCCUCAACAAUGAUCUGUUCCUUCACACUUGAUGAAAAUAAUGGAAGAGAGAUUAUAGUUAAAAUGACAUUGAUAGAGAGGAAUUUAAGGCCAAAACAAAGAAACACAUGAACUUAGAUUCAUGUCUGUUGAUGACUGACAGAGAUGCCACUGGGUACAUUCCUUUGGCUGUGAUGUGGUCUACCCCACAUUGGGUGCCAACUUUGACCAGGAGGACCAUGGAGGACUAGCCCACAUAGACCCACAGCACAGCCCAGGAGCAGAGGCCUGGUUGGGGUAAAACAUCUUCCACAGGCCUGUGGAAGAGCACAACCAGACUGUAUAGUAACAGACUUAGUAGCGGCCUUAGAGCUGUGAGUCAGUUGACAUGUUUGCCGUAGGGCCAAAUGAAUACAGAUUCAUUCUAUUUAUCUCUGAAUGAAAGCUACUUGAUGGAAAAAAUAACAGGCUUUUGUUGGGAUUUAUUUGACGUUGCAUUUAUUUGAUAUGUUUUGUUCCAGAAGAUUCCUUCCCACACAAAGAGUGGAAUGAACACAAUAUUCCAACCAUAGACCGAGGAACAAACAAACAAACAAACGUGUAAAAAAAUACAUUUGUCAUUCGAAGAGGAAGCUUUGAUACGUCCUCAUAAACAGACCUGUAAUGUAUAGUACAGCUGUUCCGUUCCCUUCAUUAUGCUAAAUGCUCAGUGUUUUUAAACAUUCCGUUGAACUCUCACUGUGUUCUGUUGAUAACUUUGAUCUCUUGUAGCUUUAGAGGGAUUCCUAGGAUUCAGGGGUGACUUCGGGGAAAAGUCCCAGGUGAAGGAGGAGGAGGAGGAGUAGGAGGAGGGACUCAGGGGUUCUGAUGGGUGACAGGGCUGAUCCAUCCAGGGGUGCAGUUCCCCCUCAUAGAGGACUGUUAGGUCACGAGACUCAUGACCAAGAGACACAUGAGAAACCAGGACCACCUCACCACAGACCAACCCAGCUGACCAGAAGUGCAAUAUCACGUACCACAGGGUCAACGACGCCAUCAAACCGAUGAAUCAAAUAAGAUCUUGUGUCUUAAGAACAUUCUGUAUAAACAUUUGAAUCAUGUUUGAGUAUGUCCCUAUGGAGGCUUUCAGGUCCAAAACAAAGAAGCAACAGCAACAACAACCAUCAACAUCGUCAGUACUGCUAUAAUAGCAAAGCGACAGGGAAAGGUGGGACGCACAUUGUGAACCAUUGAAGUCAUUCCAAGCCCAUGUGGAGCAGAUUGAUUCAAGGGAAAAAAUAAGUAAACAAAAAAACUUAUGAAGAAUUACAAAGCCAAAUCAUUUUUUGUUUUUUUUGGUCUUUUGUCUUUUGGUUUUUCUUGUUGCAAAAACAGAAAGAUCAAUAGUGUGGUGUUUACGUCAUUUCCUUAUUUAUUCUCUCUAAAGUAUCUAAGCAAUUCUGCAACAUUAUUCUUCAACUUUCUUCAAUGUUUUAGUCAAGUUACUACAUCACUAUCUUCUUGGAACACCGUGUCCGUUUGUUCACUAAAUGGUAGCUGAAUGUCUCAACAGAUCCAAAGUUUGCUACAAGCACUCAGCGGUCAAUUGUAAAUUUGUCUGUAACAGAAAGAAAAGUGUUUUUUCUUUCCAAUGGUUUCCUUAAUUUUUAUAUAUUUUUCUGUAUUAUUUGACAGAAUGAUAUGACACAAUGUCUUGUGUACAAGCACAGUAUUAUUACUAUUUAUAAUAAAACAUUUUAAAUAC